This is a messenger RNA of Daphnia pulicaria, 13291 nucleotides long. RefSeq names its product serine-rich adhesin for platelets-like. Gene Ontology annotation, molecular function: protein binding. NCBI's taxonomy places the organism in Eukaryota, Metazoa, Arthropoda, Branchiopoda, Diplostraca, Daphniidae. The coding region runs from base 401 to 12991 and encodes 4196 amino acids. Gene Ontology annotation, cellular component: microtubule organizing center; filamentous actin. Gene Ontology annotation, biological process: actin cytoskeleton organization. The record is from RefSeq and is a predicted model, not a curated record. The transcript has 17 exons.
CCACCACCACCCCCGUUGGCUGCGGACUUGUGUGUGACCACCACCAACCGGAGGACUGAAGCCGAGUAGACUCACGACUUGUGUUUCAGUCGACUGCCGUCCACCGUCGAGACCGCACGUUGCCCAAAACACCAAGCGCCAGUGAGGGACUUUGCUCUCCCGCUGUCUUCUUCCCAAGUUUCUCCUCUCAAUCCUAAAAGAGAAAGAAGAAGGUGGUUGCCAUGUUCAACGACACCCACCGGAUCAUUUUUCUCUAAUUUAAACCAAAAAGGGCCCCCUUGUUCUUAAGGAAUUUCCCACUCGACGACGACUACACCAGGCCGUUUCUCAUCCGCCCAAAAAAAGGAUUUUCGAGUGAUUCAAAGUUGACUUUUUUAUUAUUUGCCCCGCGGCUAUCACCAUGGAUACGGUCGACAUUGACACUAUCGACGAUGAGGAUGUCCUCAAACAAAUGUGGCAAGUGACGGAGGAUUUCGCUGAAAAGAGACGCAUCCGCGCCCGGAUGUACAAGUUGCGUGAAAAGCGUCUCAAGGAUUUCUACACUUCGGAUGAUGUCAUGACGGCCGGAAGUCCGUCGGCCGCUUCCCUUCCGUCCCAGUCGGCCACUUCGUCGUCGUCUUACAAUUUCUCGACGACCAGCGCCGCCACUACGACGACAUCCAUCACGUCCUCAUCCGCCAUGGAAACGGACGAGACGGAUGGAAUCAACAGCCAACAGAAGCGUCGCAACGACGCCAAUCAGGAGGAAGACGCCGUUAGUGAGAAAAUCCGCCGCAAGAGUAGCGUCCGCACUAAACGCUACCAGAUGGUAUUGGCCGCUUCCGGCGAUGCCGACGCAUCCAGCGAAUCCACCACCACUAAAAUGGAAACGAGUAGCGAACAACGGGCCAUGACGCCCGACUCGCUUUCCGGCAGUCAACAGCUGAUUAUGGCGGCCGAUGAACAAAUUCAAAAGAGCCUCAGCAUCCGGCCGGAAGAAUUGAGCAUUUCCGUUUUAUCGGAUUCUUCCUACCAGGAAUUGAAAUCGUCUUCCCAUCGCCGAGAAUUCCAGGAGGGCGACAUUCUCACCAUCCAGGAGGUGACGGAAACUUGGAGGCGCAUCCGGGAAUCCGGCCAAUCGAAUCCCGUCACCCAGCGCGUCACUUUGACCAAAACGAUCCGCCAGAGGGUCUCUGACGGCGCCGUACUGGAGGAGAAUGAAGACGAAGUGAUUGACGACAUUGACGACGACACUCAAGGAUCCGGAUCGGGCGGAAUCACAGCCGUUGAUGCUGCCCUGAGGCGAUCGUCCAUCAUCGCCAUCACGACGACCAACGACGUUGGCGUCGAGGAGAGUGCCACUGUGGCCAAGAAGAAGUUUGAGACGGGCGUCAUUGACGACAACGUGUCCGAGGCGGAUUCGCUGGAUAAUAAUUUGCCCGAGCCGGACAAUGUGGACACCCACAGUCUGGCCGAUAGUUUGGAGUUGAACCAGACGACGUCGACGACGUCGACUUUUACUUCGAUGACGACCCAACAGCACCAGUCGAUCAACCAGGACAGUUUCAUCCGCAUGGAUUCGGAUGUUUCCAAUCAAUCGGUCGGCAAUCUGGAAGAGCAAGUGGAGGAGCUCAUUGUUCCGGAAUCGAAACCAGCCACUGUGACGACUAGCAGCGCCACUAGGACGAAGCGGACGCCAUCGGAAUCACCUUCUAGAGGUGGGGCCACAGCUCCGGCCAAGAAACGGGCCGAUUCCGCCGAACUGCGCAGACAAACAACAGCGGCAUCCAACACGACAAGUCGCACUGGAUUGGGCGGAAUUAACCGCAACGCUUACAGCUCUUCCAACACAUCCAGCGGCGCUAAUAAAUCGAGCGCCAAAUCGCCAUCAUCUCCAUCCGCAUCUCUGAUCAAGUGCAGCAUUCCCCGUCUAACGAGCACGCCCAUCUCUGCCCAGAAGGGCAAGAAACCGGCCGUGGCCGAUUCGCCGGCGGCUGAUGACUCGGUGACGGAAUUUUUGCAAUUGGAGAAGGAAAUCCAGUCGGAAAAGGUGGAAGACGUCAGCAAAACGACCGGAAUGAAACGUCCAGUCACGUCGUCCAACAGACCGACGACUCCCGUCUCGAGUCGCAAAGCGGCCGAGCCCGUCUCGACCCGCUCGACGUCAUCCAGCCGAGUCACAUCCGUCUCGUCUUCUACUCCGGACAAUAAAAAAGGAAUGGCUGCCAAAACGACCACCAGCGUCAACCGGUCGUCAACUUCAACCACCACCACCACUUCAACCGGAAGGAAGGAGCUGGCCAGUCCGUCUUCGACUAAGCCGGGCUCAUCCAUCGGCCGCCCAACAAUGAUCCGCACGGUGGAAACGACCAGGACCAUCACCGUGCGUGACCGUGACGAGGAUAAACCAUGGCGGGUCAAUUCCAGCAGCAGCGCCAGUUCCAGCAACCGAUCCAAAGGUAUUUCGGGCAUCGGCCGUCCGGCCCGGAAGGAUCUGCACAACAACGUCAUGAGUGUUGUGGAAAAGUAUGUGGACACUGAAGGCUGCGCACUGCACGGAUCCCAUCCGCACAUCCAUGACGACGACGACGGCCAUCAUCACCACGACGGUCAUUCACCAUCGCCUCCGGCGCCAGAGGGCCAAAAACCGGCCAUUGAUGAAGAAGAGCCGGUGGUGGCGCCACCAGCGCAAACGAACGGAGUAGAAGCAGAUGAACCGGAAGAUUUGUCAUCCGCUACUCCACAAGAAGAGGAGACGCCAGUGGCGGAAGUUGUGGCUGAAAGUCGAGAAGAGAAUCCGAUCCAACGUCCCAAGAAAUUGUCUGUGACAAUGCAUCCGCCGAUGGAAGGAGCCGUCGAGUGCGCCACUUCACCUUUGAACAAGAGCGGCAGUCGAUUGUCGAUCGCCAGUCCAGUGCUGGGCAGCCCGUCGGUCGUCAAAAAGGCUCGCUCCCUUUUCCAUUCCGAUUCGUUUGAUGGAUCGGAGGCUCCUAAAGCUCCUGAAUCGGUGGCAGCUGCUCAGACGGCCACUGGUGGCACGGCGUCCAUCUCUAAAAUCCGCUCGUCUUUUGAAAGUUCGUCGACAUCCAACACUUCGACCAUCAAGAGGGAAAACACGAAGCUGUGGGAGCCGGCCAACCGGAUCAACAAGCUGGACCGUCCGUCUUUGGUCAAGGACGUGUCCGAUUCAUCGAGCACCAAAUCAGUGCCCAUUGCCCGUCCCAACAGUAACAAUUCCGGUUUAUUUUCCAAGUCGCGUUCCCCAUCGCCAGCCAAGGAGAUCGCGACGCCCACGGCGUCUGUCCGCCAACCGACGCCAACACAACAGGAAUCGACACCUGUUGCAUCUGCUGUUACACCUGCAGAUGACACUCCAUCCCUGCCCAGCGGAGCCAAUCAAGUCAUUGAGGAUAUUGAAGAUUUGACUUUGUUGGAAAACAUGUUAAACACGGCCACCAAUUAUGACGAUAGGAGCCGCAUCCGCGCUCACAUCCGCACCGUCAAAAAGAAAUUGGGACUGGCCAUCUCUUCGCCCAUGCCACAGCGGAAAGCCGCACCAGCUCCAGCGGCCGCUGUUACUACCCCCAAACCAUCUGAACCGGCCGUCAACCGGAAUAAACUUCCGGAUUUCAAGAAAAAGGAGCCGUCACCUGUUCCGGUGGCUCCUGUCGAAGCCAAGAAGGAGCCGGUGGUGGCUCCUGUUGCCGAGGAACCUGUUGUCAAGUCCUUGCCAGAACCGGUAAAGGUCGAGCGACUGUUGGAGGACGUUGAAAUGAGUUCGUCCGUCUCGACUCUGUCGUCCAGCACGACGACAGUGACGGAAGAGACAAUGACGAGCGAGUCGGUGAGCCGGAAGACGUCACUGACGCAGCAGCAGACGAAAAAUGUGCGCAAAAUUAGUCAGCCGUACGACAGCCGGUCGGAGACGAAAGAAUUUGUCCCGCGGGUGGCCGAGGAGCAGCCGACGGUGACGGUGGCCGACGGCGACCAGGUCAACGGUGACGUCACCUCCUCAUCAGCAGCAGCGGCAACCUCGUCGGAUCAGGAAGGAUCUUCCGAGACGUCCAGUCCUAAAAUGAGCCGGGCACCGUGGCGUCGCCAGUCGUCAGAGGCCAAUAUGAUGGUCAAAACGCCAACUCACCUGCCCGAGCCGGAAUCUAAUCCGGAGACGCUCGACAUCACUUCCAGUUACGGAACUGGACCCAUGGAUGAGAAUGGACGUCCACUUUUCGGUCUGGGCGCAUUGCGUCGUCGUCCGACUAAACCGCUAAACCUUCCCGGCGCCCCGGAAGAAGGUCAAGCUCCGCAGCCGAUCAUUAUUGAGCGAUCGCAAACGCUGACGGAAUUGCAAAAGUUGCACGAAUGGCAAACGAUCCAGCAACAGCCUAAAGGCGAACUGGAACCGGUGGAGAAGCCGCGUGCCAAAUUACGCGACACUUUUACCAAUUCGAUGGACACGGAAUCGGACGGCGAUCGGGCCGAGCCCAUCAUCAGCGAGCGCAGUCAAGCCCUGCGUGAAAUUAUCCGCAUUCACGAGCAGCAAGUGUCGAGCGCCGAAGCUACGGCCGUUGAAGCCCCGCCACCGUCGCCCACUCGCCCCAAAGCCAAACUGAAGGAUUCCUUUGUGGCGCCUAUCGACUCGCCGGAUGAACCCGACCAGCCGUCGAUGGAACAGACGAUCGAAUCACGCUCAGAGUCGUUCCAGACGAUCAUCAAACGACACCAGGAAUUGUCGACUUCACAGGCUCCUACCGGCCCGCUGGCCUCGCCGCCCAUGAAACGGCCGGGAAUUUUGAAGAAGCCCAAGGAUUGGUCGUCACCGUCACCGCAAGAGGUGCCAUCUCCCGUCAAAGACGACGACCACGACCAACUGACGUCAUCACGCAAGACGUCGCAGGUGGAAUUGACGACGAUGGAGACGACACGCAAGGCCAGCAUCGAGUCGAGCAUCGAAAUCCAAUUGAAUCCGGUGCAGAGCUCGUCGAUUGUUGUGACGGAAAUUCCGGCUUCCGGUUUGAUGGAUCGCCGCAGCAGCGGAGUGGCCACUCCUUACAGCACGAUCCAGUACAACAGUGUCCAGGACGUCAAGAUGGACACCCGACGCGGAUCCCAGCAUCAGCAGCCGCGCAAAUUCUCGGUCGAGGUGGAACCGUCGUCCGUCCAGACUCACACAUCCAGCGUUACUCUGCCAACCAAUCCAUCAGCUGUUCCGGCCAGGACUCCUGUCCCUACCGUCGCCCCUGCGCCUUUUGUCUUGUCGGGCGAAACGACGGGCCAUUCGAUUCGUUCCACUUCGACAUUCCAACUCCAGUCGCAUUCGUCUUCUUCCGUCGCCGGAAGGAAUACGUCGACUGUCGUUGCGCCCACCGCAUUGGCUCCUGGCAGGAACACGUCGACUGUUGUUGCUCCUCCAGUGGCUCCUGUGCCGACGGGCGACGACCCGACGCCUUGGCGUAGGAAAUCCAUUCCGAGAGAGCCGUCGCUUCCGCGAGACGUGGAAGUCACUACUACUCCUGCCGUAGUGGCUGCUCCGCCCACCGUUUCCUCCGCAUCAAUUAUUCCGAAAAUGGCCGAGAUUCCGCCGGCACAGCCGCAACAGCCUGUCCAGUCGCGAGUCAGCAUGGCCAAGCUUUCCAUGAACCAAGAGGCCCCGCCUACUCCUCUUCCGGUUCAGACUAGCAAUUACUCUCCUGCUUCUCCGCUUCCGCUGCGAUCCAACCGGAUGUCUUCCACAUCCGCAGUGACGAUGUCCAGCACCGAAUCGACCGCUUCUUCGCCAUUCCAGCGGACGGGCAGCAUCAACAAUCGCUACCGUCCCAGCCAGCCGGAGAACAACGCCCCGUUCGGAUCGGGUGGUGAGCCGCGAGUGAAAACUCUUCCGGCGACGGGCGCUUCAGUCCGUGCCCUGGCCCAAAAGUUCCUGGUGUCGGGUGAUGAAAAGAAUCAGCCGCAGGCGAGCAAAUCAUCCGCCUACCCCAAGGCCGGUCUCAUCUUCCGCUCCAACAGUUUCCGCUCGCAAAACAAUGGCGACGGAAGCGGAUCCAUCGGUCUGGUCCGCUCCGAAUCCCUCCGCAUCUCCCCCGCUCGGAGCCGAGUGUCGAUGGAUCGACAGAGCCAGGAGCGUUCGAUGGAUGAAAAUGGAUUGUCAUCUAGACGGGAGAGCCACACUUUUGUGUCCAGCAGCGAACGUCGAACUUCUUACAAUCAAACGUCGACGGCCACUGUCAACAACGAGCCAUCGGCUCCUGUUGCCCCGGUGGAAACGGGGUCGAAUUUCACCUCGACAACGUCGAAAUCUUUCCUGCAGGAUCGCACUCCAGUCAGAGGAAUGCAGGACAUAAUUGGACGCAUGCGCGCCGGAGAUGCUGGAUCGGGAGCCGCUGGCAGUGAGGACGAGCGCUCCUUGUCGCUGCUCAACAAACUCAUUGGCGCACAAAUUCUGGUGCAGUGCACGGAGCAGGCCGCCUCUUCUGCCGGCCUCAUUCCCCUUGGUGCAGCAGGUGACAAAAGUGUACUAGUGUCGUCGCAGCAGCAGCAACCGGAAGGAUCCGUCCAGUCGUUUAGUUCGUGCACCGAAGAGCGAAGCGCCGACGGAACGAGAUUGAGCCGGACAGCGACGCAGCAACGGACGGGAUCGUCUUUUGAAUCUGGACAGGACGAGGACAGUGGCACGUCGUGGACCCGUCGCUCAUCUUCAACGGCCAAAUUCCAAACGACUCGAACCAGCACCGUCCAGCAUCCAACCGCCACCCAACUCGCCAUCGAUGACCAUAUUGGAAACGGCGUGGGAAUUGUUGGAGGCAUUGGAAUAGGCACAGGAAUGGCGCAAACUUCUUCGUCUUCUUCUAUAUCGGGAACAGCUGCCGGCCGGGCCGCCACUACCGCGGGCUGCGUGAUUGACGGCAUCGACAUCAGCACGUGCACCGACGAUUUCAAGCUCAACGAAAUGCUGGAUAAUUGCAACGAUUACGAGACGAGACGUCAACUCCGCGCCCGCAUCAAGACUCUGCUCAGCGACGUCAAAGUCAACGAUGGCGACACUCUUCUUCCUUCUUGCUCCCAAUCUUCUUCCUCUUCCGUUUCAUCUUCUUCUUCUUCCGGCACUGCCAACUCGCCAAACGUGACGCUAGUCAAUCAGGUCGCCAACAGCGACGUCAUGGACUGGGUCAGACGACAGGCUCAGACCCUUCACUCAACGACAAACGACAGCAACAACCAACAACAACAACAAGUUGAAGCUCCUCCUCUUCCCAACGAUUUACCUGCCCAUCCAGCGGCGCUUCAGUCGCAAGAAAGCGGAGAAUUGUUCGACUCCGGCACGGAAUCGGGUGAAGAUUCUACGACGCAAUCGAAUCACAGCCAGUCGGAUUUGAAUUCCUUCAUGGCUAAUUUAGCCAAACUCUCGCUGGAACAACACCAACCACAACAACAACAACAGCCAAGUCUGCCUUCGACCGCACCGCCGGAAGAGACGAUUCCGGCUGCGCGAGAUUUCCUCCGCCAAGUCGACAGCGUUUUGGAUCGACUGAAAACGUCACUGCAACCCGACGAUUUGGCGGAAUUCAAUGCCGGACCCUCGGCGGCUGAUCACCAAGAAGUUCUCCACCAGCACCUCGCUUCCGGCGGAUUAGACAAACAGUGGCGGAUUCAUCCGCAACAGCAAUCUGAAUUGAUUGGGCUCAUUGACCGGCUGAAAACGUCGUUGAAUCACCUGCAGGCCACCGACAGUCAACCCGUCGCACCGGUUCCAGAUCCGCCCGUCCCAGCGACUCCGCCCGUCCCUGCCACACCGGUUCGAUCCGUUGCAACUCCCGUCCAGUCGAGUCCAGCCAAACAGUCGCCGACUAGGACGAAACCGGUCGAAAGUCCGAAAGUUGAAGGGAAGACGGGCAAAGCGACGGCGACCAUCACAGUGGCCAGUCCACCGGGAUCGGUCAAUUCUUUGACGGGCAUCACGUGCGUGAAAUUGCGGGCGAAAACCUUCACGACGGCCCAAGUGGAACGGCCAGUAUCUCGACCCAAUUCCUUUUUGUUGAACGUGUCCAGCAGCGAUCCAGCCGAGCGUCAAACGAACCGACUGUCGUGGCGUUCCAGUUCCGAGCCCAACACGCCCGUCACCAGUCCCAGUCCCACGCCAACGCCCAGUCCACUCCCGCCUCCCAAAAUUCAUUGGCGAUCGCCCAAAGAUUUCCUGGCCACGACAACAACGACGACGGCCUCGGCUGCCGUUUGCCGACCCGUUUGGUGUCGUGACACGUCCAGCAACAACAACAACAAUUCCAGUUGUGCAGCGCCGGGCAAAAUCAAGUUGCUGGAAAAAUCGGGCAUUCGCGGUCGAUUUGUCCAACCGGAAUUGAAUCCAGCUCCUGUCGUCACGCCUAAAAUUCCGGCGCCGGCCGUCCGGUUGCCUUCCUUCUCGUUGAAUAAAGUCCAGCCGGCCUCGCCACCGUCGCAUCAAAACUCACGACCGCAGACGCCACAGACGCCUCAAACUCCUCCUGCCCAGGUAACGGCCUUGACUCUCCAGCAGCCGGCCCGGCCUUUGCAGAAACAGAAGCAACCCGAACGGCCUGUGCAGAAACAACAGCAACAACAACAGGCCGAACGGCCCGUUGUCCAGUUGAAACAACCGGAACGGCCAGUUGACAAACAACAGAAACCGGUUGAACGGCCGGUUGAACGGCCGGUGGAAAAACAGAAACAACCGGAAAAGAUUGUAGAAAAGCAGCCGGAAGAAAUCAAGAAUUCGGAUUCUUCCAGCAGUCUCAGCAGCAGCCGGAAUAAGAGCAACAACAAUUCCAACGUUCCCUGGAAGGUGAAAUUGGCUAAAAAGAAAGCGGAACGAUCUCAAACGACGACCGGAAUGGACGGGCAAGUCAGCGUCGAUUUGAGGAAAUCCAUCCGCUUGGCGGCUGCCACCCGCAAAUCGAUGGAAGACAUCCGUGCGGAUGCCGCCGAAUCGCCGCCGGCCUCAUUCAAAUUGAAAACGUCGGAGCCGUCGGCCUAUCCGUUGCUGAAGCAGAAAUCACUGGGCGAAUUGUACGCGCCCAGGUUGCCGAAACCUUUUAUGCGGAGUGAAAGCGUCGGCGCCGCUGGAUCAUCUCCGUUCAACACGCCGGAUAUCAAAUCGAGUUCGCUGAGGAAAUUCAACUGGAACAGCAGCAGCCGCAGCUCGUCGGUCGACCGGAUCGGAUCCAUCGAUUUGUCAUCCGCACCGCAGACUCCGCUCUCACCUGAUCCGCCCUCACCUGUCGUCAUGGCAGCCGGUCUCAUGCCCAGCAAAUCGGGCCACAGUUGGGUCCUCUCCAUGAAAGCUGCUCCUCCUGCGGCUCCUGACAGCCCCAAAGUGCAACAACCUGUCCAGGCGGAAGAGAAGCAAGUGGAGAAACUGGUCCAGCAGGUCAAAGCGGAAGAGAAGUUAGUUCCCAAGGAGCCGGAAGAGAGCGAGGAGGAAGAAGAUGAGGAGGAGGAAGUGGUGACGGUUGGCGUUUUGAAUUUAGGAGCCAAAGAAGCUGAACAGGUCAAGGCUCCUGAACCAUCCGCAUCUUUUGUUCCGUUGGAGGAGCGACAGACGAGUUUGAAAACGGAUCCUUCGGCCGUUUUGUUCACGCCGGCCGAAACGUUGCAGAUCGCCAUCCACAAGGCGGCCAUUAAAGCCUCGCUGAGUCGCCAAAUGUCGGAGCGAAACAUUGGCGAUCCUUCGUCGCCAUCAUUGGCUCCUGAAUCGCCAGGGGCCAACAAGAAAACUCAUCCGCUGGAUGGAGCCAUUAAGCCCGAAAAAGCCAAUCCGCUGGUAGAAGCCGUUCAGAAGCAUCCUCCUCAACUUAUCCGGGCUAAAACGUCGCCCAAAUUGACUCCGCCUGCAUCCGCUUUCAACUUUAAAUCCGCACCUGUCGCGUCUCCUCCUCCGGUUGCUACUCUGCCGGAAGCUCCCCAGAAAGCAGCUGAUCCACCAGUGGCGCCAGUCGAAUCCAGCGACAAGUCCAGUUCAGUUCCUUCCGUCGAACCGGCGGAAGCUCAGACAAUUCCGCCUUUAUUGAAUCCAGCGAUUCAGAAGGAAUUGCAAAAGGCGGAGCAGUACAUCAAGGCGGCCAUGGCUCCUAUUCCCAGCUGGAAGGAGCGAGCCCGUCGCAGCAACACUGUAGCUUUCUCUUCCGGCCCUGGAUCGUCUUGGCGACCGGUCCAGGCUCCGUCGCAGAUGACAAUCAAGACGGAAAACGACCGCAAGUUUCAGAAUCUCUUCCAGAAGAACGCCGAGUCGCAUUCGACCGGAUUGGGCCGCUCUCUGCCUUCCGAUCCUUCCGGCGGAGGCAUGUGGACCAACAAAUUUUCAAACAUCCGCUCGUCGUUCGAGUCGCGACCGAAUUCGACGGCCACUACUCCGACGCAGAGUCGCAGCCGCCGGUCGAGUGCGGAUGACAACCAAGCCACCCAGGUUCCAUCCAUCACAGCCGGUCAUUUGCAGUUUCAGAUUAAACCGGAAUCGGAGAAGCCGACCACGCCCCAAUCGCCAGUGAUUCCAACUAAAACGACGAAACCUUUACCAAUCCAGCCGGAAGUCAAACAAUCGCCGCAACUGGCGCAGAAACAAUUCAAACCUUCUCUGCCGGAAGUGAAGCAGCAGCCACCACCCAAACCAAUCAAACCGAUUGAAGAGCCGGCGAAACCUUCCGCCAGUAAAUUGCCUCAGCCGGAAGAGCCGAAACCGGCCAUCAAUAUGCGGAUGAUCCCAACUGCAUUGCCGCAGGCCAGUCAGAUCAACGGAGCCAUUAGAAGUUCUUCCGUUGGGGGGACAUCCGCACUGUCCCCGCUGGUCAUUCGCAAGCGGCCGGAAGAAAUGAAAGAAACUCCGAUCCAGCACGUCCGCAUGACGGUCCAACCGUCCACCCAAUCGCCAACCAAAGUGGUGGCCCCUGCAGCGGCGACGUUGGUCCAGUGCCCGAGCAUCCGGCGGUUGCGAAACGAUCGCUCCUGUUCCUCGGUGCGGACGCAGUCGAGUUUCCGGAGCGAUUCAAAAGACGACGAGGAUGAGGAAGAGGAUCAGGAAGGUGACGACGAAGCCUCUUCUUCCACCUCAUCCGACGACGAUGACGAUGAACCCGAAACGAAUAAGAAAACGGCCUUGCCAUCCGUCAAAGUCCAGCCGCCAACUCCGGCAGCCACGACUUCCGGCGGAUCCAUUUCCGGUCUCAAAAAUCUGACGAAAAUUCUGCAGAAAUUCUCGGUGCCGGACGAGCCGCCGAGUUUCCCUCAGUCGAGUCGAUUGGUCAAUUCCGGAAUGAUCAAGAAAUCCUUUUCGUCGCAUCAAAUCCGCUCGACGACGACGCCUCCGGCUUUCCUGGGCGGACUCAGCAGCCACGACCUGGGCGGUCUGUCGCGCACUAAAAGCUCGUCGACUUUCGGCCCAGUUCCUCCUUCCUCGUUGACUCUGACUGGAUUGAGAGCGGAUGCCAUCCAUCUUCCGGCACCUCCGCCGGAUGCCAGUCAUUACGUGGAAGCGCCCGGUCCUACCUUGGUGGGCCUGAUGGCCCGCAACGUGUCAACCAUGUCGUCUGCCAUGUCGACAGCGGGCAGCAGUAACAGCAACAGCAUUGCCAGUUCGGCCCGGAAUUAUUCGGCGGCCAAUUUGAAAGCGGCUGCGACACCACCGGAUCUGUCGCCCACCAGUUUACUGAUGAAGAGCGUCUCUUCGUCCAGGAUCGUCUCUGAAGCCAAACAGCACCUGGAAAGACCAAAGAGUUUAGUAUUGAACACCAAUGCCAAUUCGCUGGCUCCGCCGGAAAUGUCGCCCGGAAUGGUGCGCCGGAAUCCGUCGGUGGGCACGAAACAAUACGAGGCCUCGCUAUCACCCGACAGCGCUGAGAAGAAGCAGCGUGAAAUUGCCCAGUUUUUCGGCUCGGCCACUUCUAUUCCGGCCGUUUCUCCGCUUCCGGUUGUUCCUCCAUCUCCUCCCACUGCCGCCAGGGCGAUGGCCGCCAGCAGCAGCGUGACAAAAUUGAAUCACCAUCACGCCCGAUCGGUGCUGAUGAGCCGCCAAUUGUCACUGGACAACAAUUCCGGCGGCAGUGACGUGGACGAAUUAUUCAAUCAACUUUUAGCCGAUCAAAUUCUCAGUCCGGAAGCGGCGGCCGCUCAUCGUUUUGUCGCCAAUCCAUUAAGCCUCGAGGCUACAAGUGACCGCAAAUCUUCGCCAUCUGUGGGCGGGACGAGUCGAAAUAAAUUCGCCGACCGUCGCAAGGCCUGGGAGGCGUCGACGUGCACCAGCAUGACGUUGCAUUCGAGUCUAAUGAUGCCCCCCCAGGCAACAGGAACUACUUUUUCGUCAUCCGAUGGUCCGGCUGACAUGAUCCAGCGCAGUAGCAUGAACAACGCAUUCGGCUCUUCGACCGUCCAGUCCAAAACUGAAGUGACGACGACGCGCCAGUCGAAUUUCACUCGGUCGGGUCAGCCCGGUCAGUCGGCGUUCAGCAAAUUCCAGCAACUGGAUCAAUCCAUCAAAUCGUCGACGAGUAAUAGCAAUAGCGCCACAACAAUCUCCAUGACAACCACAACAGCUGGUGGCGUUAUUAGUGGUGUUGGUAGUGGACUGCUGGGUGUCCCGCAACAGGAGAAACAGCCUAGCCGGCCGACCACGCCCAAUUUUUUGACCGUGCCGGCCAGUCCUAGGCCUCGUCUCAACACGGCCGAGAUCAAAGAGCGGAUGCUAAAAUUUUGCAAACGAGCCACCGUCGACUAUCAGAACGUGCAAAUAGAAAAUUUCAGCUCGAGCUGGAACGACGGGCUGGCAUUCUGCGCCCUCAUCCAUCACUUCUACCCGGACGCUUUUGAUUACAAUCAACUCGAAGCCAAGAACAAGAGAUACAACUUUACCUUGGCUUUCAAAACGGCAGAUGAAAAGGCCGGCAUCGCUCCGUUGCUGGACGUGGAGGAUAUGGUACUCAUGGCUCGUCCCGAUUGGAAGUGCGUCUUCACCUACGUCCAAUCUUUCUACCGGCGUUUCAAAGACGAAUAAUUAUUCUUGUUGGUUUAAUUGACAAAUUUGGAAUUUUUUGAUUAUCAAAUGAUGUGCCCACCCCCGCCAUUCUCUUUUUCUCUGUUAUUUUAUUAUUUUUUACUCCCCCCAGCAGAAAUGAAAAAUGCUUGCUGAUAUUCUUGCCCAGCCCGCCGCCCGCUGCUCCCACCUUUUUCAAUUUUCUUUCCCUCCCAUAUACCUUUUCCCAACGGUAUUAUUAUCAAAAUGUCUUUAAUUGUCGGUCGCUAGGUAGCGUCACUUGACAAACGCUUGUACGAGCCCACCGCUUUCAUCAUUAUU